ACUUCUCUCCUUCUCUACCCAAGUACAACCUCAACAACCAACACCAUGUGUGGCAGCUACUAUGGAGGCUAUGGCUAUGGAGGCUGCGGCUAUGGAGGCUGUGGCUAUGGAGGCUGCGGCUAUGGAGGCUGUGGCUAUGGAGGCCUGGGCUGUGGCUAUGGCUCCAGCUACGGCUGUGGCUUCCGCAGACUGGGCUGUGGCUCUGGCUGUGGCUCUGGCUGUGGCUAUGGGUAUGGCUCCCGCUCUCUCUGUGGCUGUGGCUAUGGAUGUGGCGCUGGCUAUGGCUCUGGCUUUGGCUGGUACUAACUGAGGUCACACUGGGAGACUCUCACCCUCCACACCUGAACUUGAGAUAUUUGCCUGUUCUGAGCCCCACGCAUUCUGAGUCUCAUGGUUAAGUGCUGAUUACCCUACAUCACAGGUUUUAGACAUGACUUUUUCUGCAGACUUGAACUCUGGUGUUCUCUUCGUCUGAACUACAAGUCCUUCCUUUCCUGGAUAUAAUUUGUGAAAAGUAGAAGAAUGUGAAAAGUAUCCUGUGAGUUCUUACUGGAUGUCUCAUCUGAAUAAUACUGUCAUAGAUCCUGGCUUUCGAUUUUCAUACAGAUUGUUUUUCUUCAUUUUUCUAAUAAACUUCUUCAG
Canis lupus familiaris (dog) is the source of this 642-nucleotide messenger RNA. RefSeq names its product keratin-associated protein 6-1-like. NCBI's taxonomy places the organism in Eukaryota, Metazoa, Chordata, Mammalia, Carnivora, Canidae. Bases 46 to 306 code for a protein of 86 amino acids. The record is from RefSeq and is a predicted model, not a curated record. Gene Ontology annotation, biological process: keratinization. The transcript has a single exon.